AUGGAAAUGCUACUGUUUAGUGUCUGGGCCUUCCUGGCUUUGAUUUCUUCCCCAGGGACCACCAAAGGGCUGUUUGAGGUCUCUGUUCAGCCAGAACAGGCCCUGGUAAAGUUUGGACAGUCCCUCAUGAUCAACUGCAGCACGACCUGUCCAGACCCAGGACCCAGUGGGGUUGACACCUCCCUAAAGAAAACCCAGGUGGCCAGAGGGCCUCAGUGGAGGGAGUUCCUCCUGGAUGACGUCACAGAGAGCUCCACCCUGCAGUGCUUCUUCUCCUGCUCGGGGAUCCAAAAGGAUGCGAGCCUGGGCAUCACCAUGUAUCAGCCACCGGAGCAGGUGGUCCUGGAGCUGCAGCCUGCGUGGGUGGCCUUGGACGAAGUCUUUACAGUGAGGUGCCAUGUGCCCAAGGUAGCACCCCUGGAGAGCCUCACCCUUACCCUUCUUCAGGGUAACAAAGAACUAUAUAGAAAGAACUUUAUGAGCUUGGCUGUGGCCUCCGAGAGAGCUGAGGUCACCUUCAAUGUCCAAGCACAAAGGGAGGAUCACAGGUGCAAUUUCUCCUGCCACGCAAAACUGGACCUGAGUUCGCGUGGUGGAGGGCUCUUUCACUCCAGCUCAGCCAGCAGGGUGCUCCGGAUUUUUGAAUUCUCUCAGCGCCCCCAAAUCUGGGUCUCUCCACUUCUGGAGGUUGGGACGGCAGAGGCUGUGAGCUGUGAGCUGGCCAGGGUGUUCCCAGCCAAAGAGGUGACGUUCCACAUGUUCUUGGGAGACCAGGAGCUGAGCCCCUUCCUGUCCUGGGAGGGAGACACUGUGUGGGCCAAUGCCACUGUUCGGGCCAUGGAGACUGGCGAUCAGGAGCUGUCCUGCCACGUGUCUCUGGGUCCGAUGGAGCAGAAGGCGAGAGAGCUAGUGCACAUCUAUAGCUUCCCGCCACCAGUCCUGGAGGUAGAAGAAUUAACAUUGGUAGGGACAGACCUUAACGUGACCUGUUCGGGGCACGUGUUAACAUCGCCCAGCCCUACUCUUCGGCUCCAGGGAGCCCCAGUCCUCUCUGCCCCUGGGGAGCCCGUCUGGCUUUUACUUACCACCACAGAAGAGGAUGAUGGCCGGAAUUUCUCCUGUGAGGCCUCUUUGGAGGUUCAGGGUCAGCAGCUGAUCAAAACCACUACAGUCCAGCUCCAUGUCUUAUACAGGCCACGGUUAGAGGAAUCCGGUUGUCCCAGCAACCAGACCUGGGUGGAAGGGACGGAACAGAUGCUCGCCUGUGUCCCAAAGGGAAACCCAACUCCGUUGCUGGUGUGUACCUGGAAUGGAGUGGUCUUCGACCUUAAAGUGCCACAGAAGGCUACCCAGAACCACACUGGAAUCUACUGCUGCACGGCCACCAACCCGCUGGGCUCUGUCAGCAAAGACAUUGCGCUCAUUGUUCAAGGACUGGAUGAAGGAAUCAGCUCCACCAUCAUCAUCAUCAUUAUUGUCGCCCUUGGAGUGGGUGUCAUCACCAUCGCACUGUAUCUGAAUUACCAGCCCUGCAAGGUGGAGAAGAGGAAAUUGCCCUAUAGGCACAAAGAGAAGAGCAGAGUGGAGGAAAGCCAGUUCGAGGUUCAACAAGCAGAAAUAUGCAUCAUGCACAAUUGUUAA
This is a messenger RNA of Phyllostomus hastatus (greater spear-nosed bat), 1641 nucleotides long. RefSeq names its product intercellular adhesion molecule 5. Gene Ontology annotation, biological process: cell-cell adhesion. The coding region runs from base 1 to 1641 and encodes 546 amino acids. The record is from RefSeq and is a predicted model, not a curated record. Gene Ontology annotation, cellular component: membrane. NCBI's taxonomy places the organism in Eukaryota, Metazoa, Chordata, Mammalia, Chiroptera, Phyllostomidae. The transcript is spliced from 7 exons. Gene Ontology annotation, molecular function: integrin binding.